CGCACUAUAUAUAACAUUAUUACAUUCACAAUAAUGAUCCACACAUCGUAACAAAUUCACUGAACACUUAACUUGUGAACUAAGAAUAUGGCUCAAAUCCAGAGGUACGGACCAUACGGUGACAAAGAGGCCGUAGAAAACUUUUCGUUCCAGCUUGAAGGAUCUGAAAGAAUCAAAGAAGUAGUUGUAAGGGCCGGAUUCGUUGUGGAUGCGAUCGGGCUCACCGUCGCAAGCCCCAAUGGGGAUAGCGACACUAACAUGUUUGGUGGCAAUGGCGGACUUGAAUACAAGAUUAAGCUUAAGAUUGGUGAAUACAUAACUGGAAUAAGUGGGAAGACUAAAGAUUCACUCAUAUCCAAACUGAGGAUACAUACGAAUUUGCACCCUCGUGGACACGGUCCGUAUGGAACUAAUGAACUUAACGGUGGUUGCGAAUUCAGAUCUCCAAUGCCAUUAGCUGUAAAUGAUCGUUUUGUUGGAUUAUUUGGAACUGCACAAGACAACCUUGUUGCUGUUGGACUCUAUGUUGAAAAGGGAUGCAGUUGCUCCUACUGAGGUUGGAGACUUGAAUCGAAGUUUGAGGCAAUUGUGGAAGCUGCCAUACAAUAUCAAGCAAUGUGUACUUUCUCUUUCAAGUUUGUGUUGCAUCAAAUAAGCCACAUGUACUAAACUCUAUUUAAGUGGCAUGUCAAGUGAUCAAUGUAUUCGUACAUUUGACAUAAUGUAUUAUUAUUAUCGUCUAUGUUUGACUCUUGUUUGAUCAAUAUAAUAUAAGGAGUUUUCUUA
Molecule: messenger RNA, 786 nt
Organism: Chenopodium quinoa (quinoa)
Lineage: Eukaryota; Viridiplantae; Streptophyta; Magnoliopsida; Caryophyllales; Amaranthaceae
Product: horcolin-like
Exons: 5
Coding region: 88-555 (155 amino acids)
Source: RefSeq, a predicted model, not a curated record